Messenger RNA from Arctia plantaginis, 432 nucleotides. NCBI's taxonomy places the organism in Eukaryota, Metazoa, Arthropoda, Insecta, Lepidoptera, Erebidae. The record is from the annotation of a GenBank genome assembly.
AUGAGUUCGAGUGUGUGCUACAAAUGCAACCGGACAGGGCAUUUCGCCCGCGAGUGCACCCAGGGCGGCGUGCAGGCGCGCGACUCUGGCUUCAACCGCCAGCGUGAAAAGUGCUUCAAGUGCAACCGUGCUGGGCAUUUUGCUCGUGACUGCAAGGAGGAAGCUGACCGUUGCUACAGGUGUAACGGCACGGGACACAUAGCGCGUGAGUGCGCACAAAGUCCGGAUGAGCCGUCCUGCUACAACUGCAACAAGACCGGGCACAUCGCUCGGAACUGCCCAGAGGGUGGGCGCGACAGCUCCAAUCAAACGUGCUACAACUGCAACAAGUCCGGCCACAUCUCACGCAACUGCCCCGACGGCACGAAGACUUGCUAUGUGUGCGGCAAGCCCGGACACAUCUCCCGCGACUGCGACGAGGAGCGGAACUAA